AUGGCUUCUUUAGGGUGGGAGUCAGGAGGAGGGGUGUGGGUGUGGCGGAGGCAGUUGUGGGCUUGGGAGGAGGAGUUGUUGGGGGAGUGUCAGACCUUACUUCUUGGUGUUUCUUUGCAGGCUCAUCUUCCAGAUAGGUGGCUUUGGUUAUUUGAUCCUGAUCAUGGUUACUCUGUUCGUGAUGCUUAUCAGCUUUUGACUUCUCAGGAAUUAGUUACUUUGGAUGCUUGUUAUGAUCUUGUUUGGCACAAGCAGGUACCCUUGAAGGUAUCUAUUUUAGCAUGGCGUUUAUUGCAGGAUAGGUUGCCUACCAAAAUCAAUCUGGCUUCCCGUGGCAUCUUAUCGUCUACAGCUACUUCUUGUGUUUCUGGUUGUGGAGGGGUGGAGUCGGUUCAUCACUUGUUCCUCUCAUGCGAAAUUUUCGGUUCUCUCUGGGCAUUAGUUCGGUAG
Messenger RNA from Trifolium pratense (red clover), 450 nucleotides. RefSeq lists its product as uncharacterized. The record is from RefSeq and is a predicted model, not a curated record. Lineage: Eukaryota; Viridiplantae; Streptophyta; Magnoliopsida; Fabales; Fabaceae. The transcript has a single exon. The coding region runs from base 1 to 450 and encodes 149 amino acids.